AUUUUAAAUUGUCCCAUGAAAUAUUGAUACAUUUUUCAUCAGCAUUGUUUCUGAUCUAUCUAUAUUUGUUCUGAAGAAAAGAAAAUAAUUUGAAUAUGGGAUGGAAGUUGUAGAAACAACCAGUUGAAGAACCAGCAGAUUCAUGUUGAACUUUCUCUGUACAAAUGCUAAAACAGAGAUUGAAAUAAGGAUAUACUUGCUGAUUUGAGCAAUAUAAAAGAAUUUUUCCGUUGGAUAAAGAUGAUCUGGCCUUCAGAUCUACUGUCUUCUUCCACAUGGUGCCUCCUCGUCCUCAUCAUUGUUUUGAUCAAAUAUUAUUUGCAUCGGAAAUGGAGUUUGUUAAAGAACUUGAACGUUCCGCAUAUUCCUCCAUCUAUCAGAAAUUUUGGGAAUGCACGGGCAGUAUGGUCAGAAAAGCCAUUCAUGUUUGAUCUUGAAUGCAAAGAAAAGUUUGGUCCAAUUUAUGGGUUUUAUAUUAUGACCAAACCCAGAAUUGCCGUUCAUGAUUUAAACAUUCUGCAGCAAAUAUUUGUGAAGGAUUUUUCAAAUUUCACUAAUAGAGCAGAAAAUCUUAACCCGGUUGAAGAAUCAGUGGCAAAUGGUUUAUUGUUUAUUGAAGAUGAACAUUGGAAACGUGUCAGAACAACAAUGACUCCAGCAUUUUCAAGUUUAAAACUAAAAUUGAUGACAGGAAUUGUUGAGAGAUGUGUCAGCAAUACUAUAGAGGUGUUAGAGAAAAAGUGUAAAAAUGAAAAUGGCAUUUUCAAUGUGAAAGAUGUUUUUGGAAGAUUAUCUCUUGAUGUUAUUUGCGCAUCUGCUUUUAGUACUGACAUCAAUUCUCAGGAUACCUCCAAAAAAGAACCCCAGAUUUCUAUUCAGGCUAAAGAAAUAUUUAAGGCGGGAUUUUUUAACAUAUAUUUUCUUAUUGGGAUUUUGUUUCCGUUUCUUAUCCCCUUCAUAGGAAAGAUAUUGGCGAAAAAACCCUUUAUGGUUUACUUCAAGCAACUAUGCAAUAAAAUCAUGAAUCAGAGAGACGAUCAUCAACAUGACAAUAACCGUGUGGAUUUGAUGCAGAUUAUGUUAGACUAUAAAGUGUCUGAUACAGUGAUUAAAGAAGGCGCCAGAAAAGGAAUGUCAGAAAUUGAAGUUAUCGAAAAUUCUGUGACAAUGCUUUUAGCAGGAUAUGAUACUACAAGCAUUGCAAUGGCGAAUUUAAUAUAUAAUUUGGCUCAAUAUCAAGAAGUACAGGAGAAACUCCACUUGGAAAUUGAUGAAGUGUUUCGUAAAAAAGAUGGAAAUUUAGAUUAUGAUAGUGUUAAUGACUUAAAUUUCCUUGAUUUGUGUAUAAAUGAAAGCAUUCGUUUGUAUCCUCCAAUUGCUAAGACAACCAGGGUGGCUAAAAAAGAAAUAAACAUCCAUGGAUUGACUAUACCAGCUGGAAUGCUUAUGGUAAUGCCCAUUCAUGCAUUAUGCCAUGAUCCUGAAUACUGGGACGAUCCAAUGGAAUUCAAGCCGGAAAGAAUGAAAAACAUGGAUGGAAUGAAUCCCAUGGUUUAUCAACCAUUUGGUAGCGGACCAAGAAAUUGCAUUGGAAAGAGAUUUGCACUCAUGGAAAUGAAAAUAGCAAUCUGUAAAUUACUUCAUCAAUAUAAAUUUGUCCCCACAAGUGAAACUCCAAAACCUCCAUUGAAGUUGAAAUUUGAUCUCACAGUUCAUCCUAAAGAUGAAAUCACUCUUAAAGCUAUUCUUCGACAAAACCAUAUAAUGUAAUUUUGUUUGAAUUUUAAUAUAGAAAACAAAAAGUUAUAAAUACUUUAAUACCUGCGACUGACUCGAUAAAAAGACACAAUUGUAUUUCUCAGCGAAAAUGUAUUUCGUUGCAUAUUACACGUAUGUCAUAUUAUGACCAUAUAACUUUCUAUAAUAUAAGUACCAAGAUAAGGAAAUGUGACUCAAGAAAAUUGUUUGAUGAUGUGCAUGCUGUAUAGCCGAAUAGCUAAAGUUUUAUAAAGAAGCCUUUGUUUCUACAAUGAUUCAUUUUUUAUUGAAAUUUUAAAUCUGCAUGUUUUCUCAUAUGCAUUUCUUAACAAAACACAGAAGGAAUUAAAUUGUAUAUUAAAGUUCUUUCAUGCAAUACUCACCACUUUUCGUUAACAAUUUAUAUAUGUAUAUAUAUUAAUAUUUACACCUUACACACUAAUUAACAUUUUACAAUUAAGUGUUUUUUAAAUGAUUUGAUAAAAUUUUCAUCCUAAUCAGGUUUUAAUUGUUACUUUUACAAAUUAAUAUCAUGAAUUUUUGUUCGCUUAUGAGAUUAUCCUAUUAUAACUAUUUCUUUGUAUUUACCUAUUAGCUAUGUUUAUAGGGUUAGGGUUUCACGAGCCUUUUCUGUAUCAUGCAAUUUGUAUACUUUUAGAAAAUCUUUGUGCCUUUGUUAUCAACUAAAAUUAUUAUAUCUAAAACGGACAUAUGGUUCUCUUCUCCAAUACCGUCAAUUUUUAUUUACAAAUAUUUGAAUUUUGAGCCACUGAAUUGUGUUACUGAUAAUACCUGCAACCCUCAACCAUAUGCAAUCAUAUAUCUUUUUAUUAGGAAUGGUGUGCUUCGACAAAAUCCUACUAUUGGUAUAUUGAACUGUAUCUUUGUACCUACCGUUAUCAGUUGAGUUAAGUUUUUCUUUCAAUCAUGUCUAUGCCACAUACAGAACGUAAAAUGUGUUCCUGGAUAGGGUUUGGCUAUAAUUUCAGGUACAAAUCUAUGAGAGUCACUUGACUAGAACUCGAACUUGUAAUUGUAACUUGUAAAUAAGGAAAAUUGGAAAAAAAUUCUAACCUAACCCUAACCUGGUACACAUACUACAUUCCGGUGUCCGCCAUCUUGGUUUACAUACUUCGGGAGUACCCAGAAAAGUUCUUGCCUUUUAUUAUAAUUUUUUUGUUUGCUUUCAUAACCCUGUUGCAACUUAUUCAUGGUUGAAAUACUUAUACACAAUUAUUGCAUUUAUACAGA
This is a messenger RNA of Styela clava, 3009 nucleotides long. RefSeq names its product cytochrome P450 3A8-like. Gene Ontology annotation, molecular function: steroid hydroxylase activity; heme binding; oxidoreductase activity, acting on paired donors, with incorporation or reduction of molecular oxygen. The record is from RefSeq and is a predicted model, not a curated record. NCBI's taxonomy places the organism in Eukaryota, Metazoa, Chordata, Ascidiacea, Stolidobranchia, Styelidae.